Diachasmimorpha longicaudata is the source of this 2017-nucleotide messenger RNA. RefSeq names its product alpha-tocopherol transfer protein-like. Gene Ontology annotation, molecular function: phosphatidylinositol bisphosphate binding. The transcript is spliced from 7 exons. The coding region runs from base 653 to 1585 and encodes 310 amino acids. The record is from RefSeq and is a predicted model, not a curated record. Gene Ontology annotation, cellular component: membrane. NCBI's taxonomy places the organism in Eukaryota, Metazoa, Arthropoda, Insecta, Hymenoptera, Braconidae.
UUUUGCGAUCGAAAUUUUCCAAAAUAUACUCUAAGAGUUAAAGUGUCUCAUCGGUGGACGUUCCCCCGGGAAAAGUGCGUCGGUUUGACAUUCUGUUCAUACAAGUAAAAUUAAGAAUAAUUCAUGCUACUGUACGUGUCUACGAUAAUAGUAGAAUUUGGAAAACGAAAAAAAAACGUGAAGUGUAAUCGUUUGUGUCAUGGUGAACGUGACGAUUCAACCGUAGAUCAUCGUCCCACUUAUCCGCGACUGAGACACACGACGGGAAAAACUCUCGAUUUUUAAAAAAUUAAAUGGCAAAAGCAAACGAUAGAAUUCCUCACACGACGAGAAAUCAUCCGAAAUGUUAACAAACUUUUGAAAUUGGAGAAUAAGUCACAUAAUCUCGAGGCGUGGCCACACAAUGAUCUUUGGGUCUGUUGUUAAUGCAUUUUACGUGUAUGUAUUAAAUACAAGUUUUACGGAAUAUGGUAGGGGAAAAACGUAGUGUUUAAGAAACAGAACCGACGCCGUUCGCCGGGCUGAAAAAUUCCGAAGGUACAAGACUUAAGAGUGUGCAAUUGGUAACGACGGAAUAAACACGAUUCGAGUGACAGUGGAGGAGAGUUUCGAUUUUAUUUCCGUUCCGACUUUGUUUUUUCAUUCAAAAGAAAUGACACUUUUACCACCGACUGUCAAGCAGCAGAAGGCGAUUGAUGACGAAAUACCGCCAAAUCCUGAGAUGAGGAAGAAGGACAUCCAGGCGAUUCGAGAAUGGCUAGCUAAACAACCACAUUUACCAAAAGACAUGGAUGACGCUAGACUGGAAAAAUUCCUAUUCGGUUGUAAAAAUAGUAUCGAGCGUUGCAAAUUAAUUCUAGAGCGUUACUUCAGUGCCCGAUCAGCUCUACCCGAAUUUUUCGAAAAUCGUGAUCCUCUCGGUCAUGAUAUCCAAGAUUGUUGCGACGCUGUGCAAUACUUUGUUUUACCAUCGUUAACUGACGAAGGCCAUCGUGUGACUGUUUUACGACUAAAAGACAGAUCGAUUGAUAGAUUCUCCAUCCAAGCAAUCACGCGUCGUAUUCUAAUGGUAAUGGAUUCACGUUUAGUCGAGGAGUCAUGCCUCUCCAAUGUUAUGGUCUUAGAUCUUCAGGGAUGGACUGCUGCUCAUUUUGCAAAGUGCAGUCCGACACAAUCGAUUGUGAGAAAAGCAAUGCUUGCAGCCCAAGAUAGUAUGCCACUGAGAUUACAUAGAGUUUAUUAUCUUCAUGCGCCUGCCUUCAUUGGCAAUAUCCUAAAUAUUUUCUAUCCACUUCUGAAGGAAAAGCUAAUACAAAAGUUUCGAAUACAUACGGGAGGUGGUGAAGAGCUCGCCGCUUACAUGAAUAAAGACAUUUUACCGAAUGAGUGGGACGGUAAAGCCGGCACAUUCGAUGAACUGAAUGACGCGUGGAGAAAGAAAAUUGAGAGGAACCGGGACUGGCUGUUGAGAGAAGAGAAACUCAGUAGAACAAACGAAAAAGUCAGGCAAACAACAUCAUCAUCAUCACUCAGGACCGAGUUAGGAGGUAUUCAAGGGUCUUUCAGACAAUUAAAUAUUGAUUAAGGUAGUACAUUACAAUUAGCAUAGUUUUCUACGUAUAAAAUUCAAUUUUCCCAAGAAAUUAGAGAUCACUUACCGGACAAGGUGUCUCACCUGAAAGAAAAUAAGAUUUUAUUUAACUUCAGGACGAAUAUAUCAUCAAAAUGAAUUCUAUUAUGCCACUGAAUAUUCAUAUUCAUGUUUAAGGCGCCUUGGUGAAUAUUAUUAUUCCACUGACUCGCUUACCAAUCGGGCUUACCAAAUGUAAACAAUAAAUAACUACAAAAACGAACUAAAAAAGAUUCUAUCCUGUUGAGAAAUAAGUACUAUCAAGUGAUUUAAACAUCGAAAGUAAUAUUUUAUGAAUAGGACAUAAAUGGCAAGUUAUUGGACUUCAAAAAUUAUUAUAUUAUGCGGAGAGAAAUAAUUAAUAAAAAUUACAUAUCUUUUCUGUAA